Messenger RNA from Ixodes scapularis (black-legged tick), 1169 nucleotides. RefSeq lists its product as uncharacterized. The record is from RefSeq and is a predicted model, not a curated record. Lineage: Eukaryota; Metazoa; Arthropoda; Arachnida; Ixodida; Ixodidae. Bases 693 to 1169 code for a protein of 158 amino acids. The transcript is spliced from 2 exons.
GGCGAAAGGAGAAGUGAAAUGAGCGCCAACUCGCGCAGGUCACUGGUCGGCCAGUGGCGAGAAAAUUUCCCGUCCAGCCUCGCGGCCAUGAGAGGGGCUCAUCUGCUCCCGUACGUCGAGUCGCUGGCACCGGGGGCGAUUUUUCACUCGCGCUUGCCUGCCUGCCUACCUCGCUUUUCGACCGAGACGCCCCUCCUCAGGAGCACACAGCUGGCCGAUCAUUUGUUCACCCGUACCAUCGACGAAGUAGCAACAAAAAGGAAAAACGACGUUUCAGCUGACGUCGUUUUUAUUAUUGUUUUGUUUUUCUGUGAUUCCCCGAGGUGGUGGUGGCGGUGGGACGGGCGCGGGAGCAGCAGGCGCGCCCCACUUUAAGAACGCGUUUGACCCGCAUCCGCCUGCCGGCACCGCCGAGUCGCGUACACUACGCGCUCGACGCCGCCGACUCGUUGCCGUUCCACCUCGGCGACUUCGCCGCGACACCCCGUCGCCGUCCAGUCGCUCCGAAGAGCGCCUCGACCGAAGCCGCCGGGGGGUCGAGCCUUCGUCCCUUCAGCGACCUUGGCGUCUGUCUUCGGGCAGACACUGAGCCCUCGGAUUAACCCCUAGUGGCCCGGAUUAACCCCUUCUGGGAUCGGGGACCGUGGAUAGACGGAGGCUGCAGAGGCGCCCCCGUCGGGGCAACGUGGACCAUGCCGGCUCCUCCGGGACCAUGUUGGCUGCUCGUGCUGCUGGUCGCUACCCUCGCCUUGGCCGGAACCAGCGCCACGGUGUUUGGCACCUCCGCGUCUGCGGCGGCGGCGGCGUCCGUGUCCCAGGUGGAGGUGCCGGCCGUCCCGCUGGCCCCGCCGCCCGGCGGGGUGAAGAAAGUGAUGUACUACGACGGCAAGACCCUGGCCAGAGUGGAGUACGGCCAGGACGGAGUGACGCUGCAGACCUGCCGCCUCUUCGAGCUCGAUGACGAGCGCGAGGCGGAGCCCAUCAUCAAGGCGCAGGGCCUGCCUGUGCAGCCCGUGGACCUGGCCACCAUGCUGCGCCUCAUCUCGCAGUGCCGGGAGCUGCGGGACUGGACGGCCAGCACCAACAGCACGCUCCAGUGGAGCGCCUCUUCGCUCUGGAGCGGCAUCAUACCCGGUGAGGACACUAUAGGGACCCCGUGGCGCAUUUGA